CCAUUCUGCUGUCAGAGUGACGGGGCAGGUAGCACCACUCACUGUGCAUUGACACUCACGCACAUAGGUGAGUGCCAAACUCACACACACACGCAGAGAUGACAUCCACACACACUCACAGGUGACAGCCACUCACCACACACAGAGGUGACAGCCCCACACACUCACACACACGAACACACGCAGAGGUGACAGGCACACACACUCACACACACUCACAUUCACACGCGGUGCCACUGAACGCGUGCAUCGAAUCAUUAUCGUUCACCCCACGGAGCUGUGACUUGGGCUAACAACGAUUUCCUGUCCUCCAUUCGUAAAGGAAUGGCCGCGAUUUCUACUCUUGGAACAACAAAAGCAACAACAAUAGUAAUACUAUUAUUAAUUGGAACGGUGUUCGCUGACAGCGCGGGGGUUGGGGAUGGCUCGGAGUCCGGAGUGCAGCGCCAAGGAAGAACACCACGUGAAUUAAUGGUCGUCACCCCAGAGAAAAUGAACGCCGUAGCAGGCAGCAAGAUUUUCCUGCCCUGCUCCUACACCUGUACAAUCAGCGGCAUUAACCACACGCUGGCGGAGUGGUUAAGGAUCAUUGAUGGACGUGAAGAAAGGCUUUAUCAAUUCCCCAAUGGAGAUAUACAAUGGCCUUUACAGGCCACCUGGAUGGGUGAUGUGUCCAAGUGCGACGCCUCCAUCACCGUCAGUGAAAUCAAGACCCACGACUCUGGGAAAUAUCGCUGUGAGGUCACGGUGUAUCCACAAUACAUGGAAGGCAUUGGGUAUCUACAGUUGAAUGUCAACAGUCCAUCAGAACUCGUGGUUGUGACCCCAGAUAAAAUGGAUGUCAUAGUAGGCACUACAUUUCUCCUGCCCUGCUCCUACACCUGCACAAUCAGCAACGUUACCCACACGCUCGUGGAGUGGUUCAGGAUCAUCGAUGGGCGAGAAGAGAGGAUUUAUCAAUACCCCGAUGGAGAGACCAGCCACUGGCCUUUACAGGCCACCUGGGUGGGUGAUGUGUCCAAGUGCGACGCCUCCAUCACCGUCAGCGACAUUCAGACCCACGACUCUGGGCGAUAUCGAUGUGAGGUCUCGGUUUAUUCCCCAACUGUGCAAUACCACAUUGGGUAUCUACAGCUGAUUGUCCACCCGCGAACAGACCUGGCCGUUGUCACCCCGGAUGCAAAGGACGCCACAGUAAACAGCACGGCUCUCCUGCCCUGCUCUUACACCUGCAACAUCACGGGUAUUAGACACACGCUGGUGGAGUGGUUCAGAACCAUAGACGGACGCGAUGAGAAGGUUUGUAAGAUCAUACACAGAAAGAGAAGCCUCAGGCCAUUGCAGGUAACGUGGGUGGGUGAUGAGUCCACGUGUGACGCCUCCAUCACCAUCAGCGACAUCCAGACCCAUGAUGCUGGACAAUAUCGCUGUGAGGUCACGAUUUAUCGAUACGACACGCCAAGCAUGCAAGACAUCGGGUAUCUGCAGCUCAACGUUCACAAUGAACCAGAACCGAGCGACGCAACACCCACGCCAAGCCCAGCUCCAGCUCCAUCACCUGUUGCUGGCAUCGUCCUUGGAGUCAUUGCUCUCCUAGUUGCUGCUGGAGUUGUUUUUUACUGCAGGAGGAGGAGAAGGACGAGACCACGUCAGCCAAGAGAACCAGAAGCCCGCAGGCCUCAAGAAAUGCAGCCAAUGAACCCAGUUGGAGAAGAUGCAGGUGAGAGUGACAGAGGUCAAGUUGCACCGGCAGAGGAAGGAGAUGAGCCAAACGAUGAAGAAGGAGAACGUGAGACCUCAACUUAGAGAAGCCAGAAGUCCAGCCAACCUGUCUCAAACCAUCUUAACAAAUGCAGCAACUUGUACCAAUCAACUCACCACUUUACCAAUCAACUCACCACUGCUAGAAACUGACCCUCAUAGAGUCCAUGAUCAAGACGCCGGCAAUGUAGCGACGUGCAGUUGAACCGCAAUGCCUCGUGAGGUUAACGUAAAGAUACCAAAGUCCUGGUUAGAUCUGGACCAUCUGAAAAUGGAGAUGUAGAACGGGAGGCCUCAACUGUGUGGGCGUGGCUAUAGAAAUGUGGGCGUUGCUGGUGGUGGAGGGAGGGGCAACCAGCUGACCACGUGUCACUGUUGAGCCUCCCAGACACGUGGUAGCUUUACGUUCAUUUUGCAACGUGCACUGUCGUGCUGCUUCACAAAUGAUUGGCAUAGAGACCCCGAAUAUUUACACAGAGACCCACAGAUUUACAAAGUGACCCAUAUAUUCACAUAAACACCAUAGAUUCACAUAGAGACCCAAAGGCCCACAUACAGACCCACUAUUGGACACAGAGCCACAUAAAUUCAGACAGACACCCAACCACUCACACAGAAAGCCAAUGGCUAAUAUAGUGACCCAUUCAUGAAAAUAUAGACGAGCAUACUUUAUAGAAACUCAUAGACUUAGAUAAACACAUGGUUGUGAUUAAACUGGGCUCUCAAAUGCGAUGAGUUUGAUGGUCUCAGCUCGGUCACCAAUGACUUCUCAAAACAAAACCCAUCGUGUAAAUUUGUCCCAUCUUUCUGCAUUUGUCCGAUAAUUAAAACGUCUGCUUGGCUGCCGUGUGACAACGUCUCAAGGUGAGUCGUGCGAGGCGUUGCGAGCCCAGCUGUGUGGAGGCUAUGCAGGGAAUGAAGGGUUCUUGUGACAAGUCGGGUCCAGUCCCAUUCACAGCCGUUUGUUUCACACACUGGGGUCGCACCGCUCUGCAACAUUGAUAAGUGGAUUCCUUGAAUUAUAUACUGUUAAAAAAAGUGUAUUUUUACAUUCGAGUACUGCAAACUCUUCCCUCUCGCGGGUUUAGCUAUCAUGGUUUUGCAGUUUCAUGCCAAGGCUAUUGAGGUACAGAGUUCGCCAAUCGCGCCCCUGUGGCUGGACCAUUCGCGGCUGAUCACGAGAUUUCUGUACGCGUCGUAACUGCACUGCUCGCGAUGAUGCUGCUGCCGGGGAAGAACACACACAGUGCCAUCUUGUCUCAGUCUUGUCUCUGUCUUGUCUCCAUCUUGUCUCUAUGUUGUCUCCCGUCUCUUCUCUCAAGCGGCCCAUUGGGGGUCCCGGGUCACGUGGUGUUUCCAUCCUCGAGUGAUGAGGCAGUGAGGUUCAGCCGCCCGCCAUUUUUCUUUCUAUCAUGCGUUAGGAACCGUGAACCAACCCCCAUUAUCCCCAUUUGCCUUCGAGUUUGGGGAAGGCGAAUUUUCCGAUUGCAGCUUUUUAACAAGAACUUAACCUCGGCGAUGGGCAAGAGUUUGCUGUAGACUUCAUGCUAAAUCAAUGCAGGUGUAUUCUAUUUUUGCAAGGCAUAAUGCACUUUUAUAUAUUUUGUAUGCACAAAUUUUAUAUAUAUUGAAUUUGAUUCGAAGAUAUGCAUUACUCAGCGAAUUAUUGACCUCUUCUAUUAAUAUUGCGAGUAGAGGCCAUGCACGAGUAUUUAUUUGAAAUCGUAACGAGUAUUACUCUGGAAAAAUCUUGAUAACCCACACGCCUCCGUACAUGUUUUUCAGCAAAACCCGACAAUGUAGCACCCAAAGCCAACACAACGAUGCUGAGUUGUUUUGGGUUUAAUGGCAAGAAUGUUGACACAGAGCCCCCAAACAAACACGGGUCAUUGUGAUGGCGACAGUGACGACUGACCUCUAUUGGCUGGAAAUGCAGGCAUAAAACUGAGAUCAACUUUGUUUACCAAGAAGGCAUCUUGAGCGCUAUACGAGGUUUGCCUGUAUACAGCAGUCCCUCGGUUAACAGUGACGUCUGUUAACGGUUGUUCGGUUAACGUUUUGCCUCCCAUAGGACCACAUGGUUUCUACUAAUGUUAACAUUGUGAUUAUCAGUACGUUUACGUUACGCAUGCAAGGCGCUAAUUUCGGCCAAUCUGAGUACUCUUAAAUGGGCAGAGCCAUGCCCUCAGCCAAUCAGCGAUGUGCAUUUAUGAGCGUUUAGACCUCGACUGGCUUUGUUUAAAUUAUCACGUGUGCUGUUUUGGCAGUGGAAACAGCUCUUUUGCAGACUAAGUGAUUUUGACUUAUAUUUAAACUCACGAGUGAGUUAUAUUAACAGUUAUUUUAGUAAACAGAAGUUUUUGUUGAUCGGGACAAAAUGUUAACCAAACGACUACUUUAUAUAUACCAGCUGGGGGGAGGGGCAUUUCACGGACCCAAGGGAUGUGGUUGUUCAUGCUUGGAUAUGUAAGUGGUGGGUGUUGUUGACCUGUGUGUAACAGUGUGCAGAAAUGAUUUCAUUUAAGGUAAUCAUUCGAUAAUUGAAACGAAAUGUAUAAUCACUACCUAAAGACUUGUGUAUACACAAUGUUUUUCAUAUGCACUCCAUACUCUUCUGCACAAAAUGGGUCUUCAGUGAACGCGGUGGCAUUUGAAUCUUGACGUAACGCUUGACAAUGCCACGUAUGAUUGUCCAUGAGCUAAAAACUGGUUGCGGCAAAUACAAUCCCCAAAUGGUGAACGGACUGUCCUUGAGCUUUGUUGAUGAUCAUUGCAAGUGCAACUUGAACAGGGGACUAAUUAGAUUCGUCCGAGUUGGGACGGAGCAGUUGAUUCGUUACCUGAUCAUCGUAAUGCGAAGUAUUAAAACUCUUUUCCCAUGAAGAGAGCCGGUCAUCAUCAUCGCAUCGAUGCAAUUUCUUGCCAAUGGGCAGAUUUGAAAAUCUCGUUCCAUUGCAGAGACCUUGUUCUCCAACGUGUGCCCAAUGGCAAAAGGGACAUCAACGAAUUAAUUGAUUAUGCGAUUAAAAUUAAUAUCUCAAAACAGUAGUCUUCAUGCGAGUGUAUAGAUUCGGAAAAUAGAUGCUUAUCAUACUCUUUGGUUCUAUUGGGUAAAGUCACGUAGGUAAAAAAGAAAAUAACAAAAAUCACGACGUUUCAGCCACAACACAAGCGGCCGUCAU
Molecule: messenger RNA, 4943 nt
Organism: Petromyzon marinus (sea lamprey)
Lineage: Eukaryota; Metazoa; Chordata; Hyperoartia; Petromyzontiformes; Petromyzontidae
Source: RefSeq, a predicted model, not a curated record